GCUGUAUUGCUAUAUGCCAAAAGCAUUCCUUCCUGACGUUUCGCCGACAUCUAUGGCAGGCAUCCUCAGAGGUUGUGAGAUCUGUUGGAAACUAGGCAAGGGAGGUUUAUAUAUCUGGAAUGUCCAGGGUGGGAGAAAGAACUCUUGUCUGCUUGAGGCAAGUGUGAAUGUUGCAUUUGGCCACCUUGAUUAGCAUUGAAAAGCUUUGCAGUUUCAAAGCCUGGCUGAUUCCUGCCUGGGAGAAUCCUUUGUUGAGAAAUGUUACCUGGCCCUGAUUGUUUGAAACGUAAAAAGGAAAGUAUGGUAUAUAAUGUAUGAGUACUACGUUGGUAAUGUAAUAUUAUCUUCUAUAUAAACAACUUUUAGUGGCACUUGUUAUACAAGCUGCAAAAGAAGGGGAUUAUGGUGUCGUAUUAACAUCAAUCUAAACUGGAUUUGACUAGAAACAGUGGUGGAUCAUAGCCCUCUGGAAUCUCUUACCUUUACUAGUAUAUAUUGCAAUGAAUACUUUACUUAAGGUAUUCACUACUUAUAUUCUCAUUCACUACAUUAGUAUAGUUCUUAACAUAAAGGAAUACACUUGGCAACAUUUACAAAGAUAUUAUGGAAAAACUAUUCCUAUUUAUAGUUUAAGUGUCAGUUAUGUCAAAUAGAAAUCAAAACCAGAUAAAGUCUUAUUGUUGACAAAAUAACAAUCAAAAUUGCUGUCGCAGCGUUGUUUCAUGUCUGCAAUUCCCCUGUUUUUGAAAGUUGUUCUUUAUUUAAUAUCCUAAUUUUAGAGGGUUUCUUAAAAUAUUGGUAGCCAGAAUUGGUUCAUUUUCAUGGUUUCCUCCUUUCUGUUGAAAUUGUCCACAUGCUUUCCAUAGAUGUGGGCAAAAUGUCAGGAGAUAAUGCUUCUGGCCAUGACCAUACAGCCCAGAAAACUCAUUGCAACUCAGUGAUUCCAACCAUGAAAGCCUUCGACAACCCAUUUAGCACUCGUGUUUUGAUUGCGAAAAUGCCUCUCUCAGGAUAUGCAACUUCAGUAUUGAGUACUGUUGAAGUUAUCUGCACAUGAGGUACUGUUACAGCAUUUUGAGGGCAGCAGUGAAAAUGUAUCCUUAAAGAUGAAGGAGAGUUUAACAGAGGUUUUGGACUUCACAUCCCAGAAUCCAUGGUCACCGUAGCCUGUGGGAAAAGUUGAUGGGAGCAGGUCUUCAGAGAAUGGAAAGGCAAACUCCCGUCCAGUAGAAGCCACCUUGGGAGAAAAUACGUACAUACAACUAAAAGUGGGAAAGAGGUUUGGACCCAACAGUGAACGGGGAAAUGAACUGGCGAUUACAUUUCAGAGUCACUGUAGCAAAGCAUGUACUUUGUUCUACAAGUUUUGAGGGGUUAAUGGGUUGGAGGUAUUUCUGGAUAUGUGCUCAGCAGUCUCAUCAUAGGAACUCUUUUAGUUCUAUAGCACACAAAAAUAUGCCCCUCAUUUCAUUAAGACCAAACGUUUCUCCUUCAAAUGGACAUGUCUUACUGCAGAGGAGUCCAGGAGAUAACAUUAACAAAAUGGCAAGCAUGUCUGGAGUCAGGAUCCAAGGAGUAAGGCACUUUUCCCUAUCCACUGCUCCAAUGCUGUUCUUUGGAGCUGGCAAAGGGGGAGACAAUAGUGGAAAAGCGAAGCUCACCCUGAAAGAUGUGACAGAAUUAAUUCGGAAGAAAGAAUGCCACAGAAUAGUGGUGAUGGUCGGAGCAGGGCUCAGUACUCCCAGUGGCAUCCCGGAUUUCAGGUCCCCUGGGAGUGGGUUAUACAGUAACCUCCAGCAGUAUAAUAUUCCAUAUCCAGAAGCCAUCUUUGAACUUAACUACUUUUUUCAGAAUCCUAAGCCGUUCUUCAUGUUAAGUAAGGAAUUGUACCCAGGCAAUUACAGGCCUAAUUAUGCCCACUAUUUCCUCCGACUUUUGUAUAACAAAGGGAUCCUGCUGCGCUUAUACACCCAAAACAUUGAUGGACUGGAAAGAGUUGCAGGAAUUCCUCCAGAUAAACUAGUUGAGGCUCAUGGCACAUUUGCUACAGCAACAUGUACAGUCUGUCGAAGAUCAUACCCUGGUGAGGAUUUCAGGGGGGAUGUGAUGGCCGAGAAGAUCCCCAAAUGCCCUGUCUGCACUGGAAUAAUCAAGCCCGACAUUGUGUUCUUUGGGGAAGAGCUCCCUCAUCGGUUCUUCUUGCAUGUGACAGAUUUCCCUAUGGCAGACCUGCUCUUUAUCAUCGGAACCUCUCUUGAGGUGGAACCCUUUGCUAGUCUGGCAGGCACAGUUUGUGCUUCCGUUCCCCGUGUGCUCAUCAAUCGGGACUUGGUGGGGCCAUUUGCAUAUCAGCCACAACAUAAUGACGUGGCUGAACUGGGGGAUGUUGUUAGUGGAGUGGAAAGAGUGGUGGAACUCUUAGGCUGGAAGGCAGAGUUGCAAGAUCUGAUGAAAAAAGAAAAAGAAAAGCUGGAUGCAAAAGACAAAUAGAAAUUCUGACUUCUGCUGCUGAAAGUGAUGUUUACCUCCUAAAAGAAUGUGCUUCACCAUAGCUGAAGGUUACAGUGAUGAGAAACUAAUUGAUCAGAAGAAAUAAGAAUUAUUUGGAGAGCUAGCUGAGUUGUAUUUGAACUUCUUCGAAGUAUCAACAAAGAACUUUUUCUAAAGACACUUGGAAAACGACGAUUGAAAGUAAGAUUGCAGAACUGACUUCUACAGAAAGAGGCUUAGAUGAGGAGAGAAAGAAGUUCAACAUAGAAGCUACCUCACAGUAAAGUUCACCUCAUAGAUUUUUGUCUUUCAUUUUGACUUUUUCCAUUUGGAUUCUUGGAGUGCUUGAUAAAGCAUGACAGAUACAGUUGCAGCCUUAACUGGAAUUGGCUAAAUGUCUAACAUCUGUGUGCUUGCAAUAGUAUGCAGGUGAAGUCAAAUGGCACUGCAGUUUUCAACAGAAGUGAUGGAAGUCUGGCUGAGUCUUUAUCUGCUGCUGUAGUUACUAUGAAGAUCAGUCUGGAAACAGAGAUCCUUCCAAUAAUGUACUCUAUAUUAAUUUGUAGUGCAUAUUUGUUACAUGCAGAGACCUUGAUUUUUGUACAUUGACAUUUUUAAUGAAAAAUAGCUCACAAGGAAUGUUAUAACUGCUGUCUAAAUUGGAAUAAACUUUCAUGAAGUUGCUUUUUGAAUUAGGAAAAAAUAUUCAUCCAAAUAGCAGUAAUUAUUAAUCCGAAUAAAAAGCACCUUUCAACUA
Molecule: messenger RNA, 3247 nt
Organism: Anolis carolinensis (green anole)
Lineage: Eukaryota; Metazoa; Chordata; Lepidosauria; Squamata; Anolidae
Gene: sirt3
Product: sirtuin 3
Exons: 9
Coding region: 1306-2490 (394 amino acids)
Cellular component (GO): nucleus
Molecular function (GO): histone deacetylase activity, NAD-dependent; NAD+ binding
Source: RefSeq, a predicted model, not a curated record